AUGUCCGCCGUCAGUGGAGAGUCAUCCUCAUCAUUAGCUGCUGAUCAACAAGAACAGUACUAUAUCGAAAAAACAGAUUAUGGAGAGUUGAAGAUUACACCUAUUGAUAUAAAUUGUUUGGAGGCUUGUAUAAAUCAAGUGGCUGGACAUGGAACGAGAAAGAAAAAAAAGGAACUUUCAUUGAUGGUCAGGGAUUGUAAAAUAUACAAGGCAAUACAACCAGGAAAGAAGAGAUCGUGGUCAGAGGUUCAUUUCUAUGAGAAUCAAGUUAAAUUGGCAGCCUAUCUUCUUCCUUUCAUUCCGAAAUAUUAUGGAGUACAAAGAACUUUUGUACCUUUGGAAGAAGGAGAAAUACCUGAUAUUACAUCAAACAGCUCAGUGAUGGAUACUUUAUAUUUACAACAAGCAGGUGUUAGUACUAAUAGUGAUUUGAAUAGUCAAUCUUCAUCGGAAGUGUCUUCAUCAUCAGUGUCACCUGCCAAUACACCAACACUUCCUUCACAACAAACUUUCAAACCAAUCGAUUUUAUAGUAUUAGAGGAUAUUACAGCUAAUAUGGAUCAUCCAAAUGUGAUGGACAUUAAAAUGGGUCAAAGAACCUAUGGCGAAGAUGCCUCACCACAAAAGAUUUUGGAAGAAGAAUCCAAGUACGUCUAUCAACACCAACUAGGAAUGAGAAUUAGUGGAGCUAAAAUCUAUGACAUGUAA
This is a messenger RNA of Naegleria gruberi, 708 nucleotides long. RefSeq lists its product as uncharacterized. Gene Ontology annotation, biological process: inositol phosphate biosynthetic process. Lineage: Eukaryota; Heterolobosea; Eutetramitea; Acrasida; Naegleriidae. The record is from RefSeq and is a predicted model, not a curated record. Gene Ontology annotation, cellular component: nucleus; cytoplasm. Bases 1 to 708 code for a protein of 235 amino acids. Gene Ontology annotation, molecular function: inositol tetrakisphosphate kinase activity; inositol-1,4,5-trisphosphate 3-kinase activity. The transcript has a single exon.